AGGGGGCGGGGGCACCAUCUGAAACGAAAGCGAUUCGGUUUAGGAGUCCGGGGAGCGAGCGAGCGAGCGUACAUAGCGCCCGGGGCUCUCCGCUGCGUCCCCACCUUUCUCGGGAAGGGAGCUUGCCAAGUGCUCCAAUACCCUGCUGCGUGGGUCAGGCAGCGAGCGGAAUCCGGAGUGAGACCGGACCAGCACCGAAUCUGCCGGGAGCCCCGGCGCUUUCCAGACCGGGGAGCCAGCCAGCUCCCUCGGAGUCAGGGCCCCUGCCGCCCCCAGGGGGAGAACAAGUGCCUGAGCGUCAGGCUGAGCCUUUGGGAGUCCCCAUGUCGUACCCCAGGGCUCCCCCGCCCUACGAUGACAAGAAUCCCCUCUACCCCCCGCAGCCUGGGGGCCACCCGCAGCCCGGAGCCUAUCCCGGGGGCUACCCGCAACCUGCACCCUAUCCCGGGAGCUACCCGCAGCCCGGAGGGUAUCCUGGGGGCUACCCACAGCCAGGAGGAUAUCCCCACCCCGGUGUCCCGGUACCCCCCAUGUCAACACUCCCGAUGAACCAAGGGAACAUCUACAUCAUCACCAGCUUGGGGGAUGACGUCGUCAGGACUAUUGACUGGGACGACAAGAGAGUGCGGCACGCCUUCAUCCGCAAGGUCUACACCAUCAUCUCAAUCCAGCUGCUGGUGACCGUGGGCAUCGUCGCUGUGUUCACCUUCGUCUCCCCCGUCCGCGCCUUUGUGCAGGGGAAAGUUAUUGUGUACUACGCCUCUUACGGUGUGUUCCUGGUCAGCUACCUGGUGCUGGCCUGCUGCCCGGGCCCCAGGAGAUGCUUCCCCUGUAACCUCAUCCUGCUCGCCAUCUUUACGCUGGCCAUGGCCUUCAUGAUGGGAACCAUCGCCAGCACGUAUGACACCAUGGCAGUCCUGAUCGCCAUGGUGAUCACUGCCAAAGUGGCCAUAAUUGUCACCGUCUUCUGCUUCCAGACCAAGGUGGAUUUCACAUCGUGUACCGGGCUGUUCUGUGUGCUGGGGAUCGUCGUCCUUCUGACCUCGAUAGUCUCUGCCAUUGUCCUCUACUACAAAUAUAUUCAGUGGGUCCACAUGGUGUUUGCGGCCGUGGUUGCGAUCGCCUUCACCCUGUUCCUAGCCUACGACACCCAGGUGCUGGUAGGGACCAAGGAGUACAACCUCAGCCCCGAGGAGUACGUCUUCGGCGCCCUGGAGAUCUACGUGGAUAUCGUCUACAUCUUCUUGUUCCUGCUGCGGUUCCUGGGCUGUAAAUAAAGCCUCUAGGGGGGCUCCUGGCUGGCAUGGCCCGGGACCGAGGAGUGCUCUGGGAACACGUUGCUUCCUUCCUGCUUCUGUUCCUUUCUCCCUCCUUGCUCCGGCGUGUGUCACCCAGCCAAUGGCCUCUGGUUUCCCUCCUUCCCCGGGGAGCCCAGCGUGGGAUUCCCACAGUCUGUGCCUAGAGGAGUAGUGGGCAAGACUGUGCCCUGGAGAAGCCCAGUAAUGAGGCUUUGCCCAGCAAUGAAGCCAGCAUUGGCAGAUUUCUGCCUGCCCUGUUAAUUGCUCGGCUGCCCUCUGUGCUCCCACGUGGCCUCCCGUCUUUCUUUGCUCCCCACGCUGCCCCCAGGGAUGUGUCAAUGCACCGAGUUCAUCCCCAUAGCAGCCCUCAGAACUCAGUGCCAGGCAAGGCACCUGCCCCCAGACCCACACACACGGCCCCUCUGCCAGCACUACCUGCUAAGACAAGGGGGCACCUCAUAUUCCCCAGAAAUAGCUGAGAGAGGGCAUUUCUGGACAUCACGCUCCACAUGUGGAGCGGUGAGAUCAGAUCCUGCACCCUAAGGAGAAGUGAAUUCACUUCUCUUGUGGUAGAGAGCAGGCGGGUCGAGGCUUCCGUCUCUCACCUUAACGUAAGCCUGACCUAUCCCGCCCCGUGCCUGGCGAGCAGCGUUACUCCGAAAUAAUUUGCUGGAUGAUUUGAGUUGCCUGGAGCUGCCUGAGAUCAAGCCUGAGACAUGUCAGCCCCAGCUGCUGUUUGGACCCAGGUGAGAUGCCACAGGGGAGGGGAAAGCUCGGCAGAGGGGCAGCGCCUUCAUCAAAUCCAAACCCACUCAAAGGAGAGCAGAAAGACAGGGGCUCGGUCCUCGCUCUGAUCCAAGCCCCGGUAUGCAAGCUCCUUCUGUCCUGCAGAGCGCCCUCCAGUGGGGAGAAGCAGAGGGGGCUGCGAUCAAUGCAAGGGGAAAUUUUUUUUACACCUCCUAGACAUCAGUAUUUUCCCAGCACAGUUGUUACCCUGUGUCUGAGAGUGGGGUUUUUUUUAACAGUACAACAAAAAUCUUUGGGGUUAACAAUACUGCUUUGGUCUCUGGUUUGUUACGUGCCUUAAACUAGCCUUAUGUUAAGUUUUUUUUUUUUUUUUUAAAUCUCCUUAGCUACAGCCUGUGAAGUGUACACAGGAGAGACCCAGGCUGGCUUUUGACAGGUUUCUGUUCUUUCUAAUUCAAUCUAUUUUAUCCUUGGUACGCAAAGGUUUUUGUAUCAAGCUGCCAUAUUGUAUAUUUGACUAGGCCGGAAAGCCAAAGGGCCUUGAAAUAACACCGUUUGACGGGGGGAGGCGAAUGGCACAAGGGGAAUUGCAAAGAACCGUGCUGUGUAUGUUGCUCAUGCUCUCUGGUAAGAGAGUCGCUUAUUGCAGGAGGAAACAGAACUGGGGCUGCAGGAAGGGGCCGCAGGCAGCAUUAUAAGUCACCACCCCUAAUUCUAGAGGCUGGAACAGGUGCUGUAAGGGGGGGCGGGAUGGGGCAGAACGCUGCGUUGGAGCACUCUGGCUCCCCCAGGGCAGUGCUGGUGAAGGGGGGGGCAGCAGCUGAACCCAGAGCCGGCUCCCAGGGCCUCCUGGGAAGAGCAGGCUCAGAGCAGGGCGGCUGGAUCAGAAUCCCCAG
Chelonia mydas (Green sea turtle) is the source of this 2941-nucleotide messenger RNA. RefSeq names its product protein lifeguard 3. Gene Ontology annotation, biological process: negative regulation of apoptotic signaling pathway. NCBI's taxonomy places the organism in Eukaryota, Metazoa, Chordata, Testudines, Cheloniidae. Gene Ontology annotation, cellular component: Golgi apparatus; endoplasmic reticulum; membrane. The coding region runs from base 324 to 1277 and encodes 317 amino acids. The transcript has 12 exons. The record is from RefSeq and is a predicted model, not a curated record.